AUGACUGCGGGUUACGUGCUGGGUCUGCUGCGCAAAUAUCUGGGCGAGUAUGUCCGCAACAUCCCAGACGAGGCGCUCAAGAUCAGCGUGUGGCAAGGCGACGUGGUGCUGAGGGAUCUGCAGCUGAAGGAGGAGGCGCUCAACCGCCUGCGCCUGCCCAUCGCAGUCAAGGCCGGCUUCAUCGGAUCAGUCAACCUCAAGGUGCCAUGGAGUCGCCUGGGAGUGGAGCCGGUGGUGCUGCUGCUGGACCGAGUCUUCAUCCUCGCCCACCCCUCCUCCGCCCCCGCCUCCUCCUCCCAUCAGUCAGCGGAGGAGGAGGAGGAGCAACGCCUGGAGGCAAAGAGGCGCAGAAUAGAGGAAGCGGAGGUGGCAAUGCUGGAAGCCAGGGAGCGACAGAAGGCAGGAGGCGACGAGCAGGCGGGCAGUGGGGCAUCAUGGAUAUCAUCACUGAUCGCCACCAUAGUGGGCAACAUCAAGAUCUCCUUCACCAACGUGCACAUCCGCUAUGAGGACCCCGGCAGCCUGUCAGGGCGUCCCUUCUGCACGGGGGUGACAUUGGCGCGGCUGGCAGCGGUGACCACGGAUGAGAACUGGGUGGAGACGUUCGUCACCAGCGGGGCGCUCGACAGCCUCUACAAGGCGGUGCAUCUGGAGCGCCUGGCGGUGUAUCACGACAGCAACAGCGGGCCGUGGGAUCCACACACCGCGUGGGAUGCCAUGCAGGGCGCACAGUGGAGCGAGGUGUUUGAGGCGGGCAUUCAUGAGGAGGCGCCACCCAGUGCAGGUGCCACUGACUGGGCGGCGAAUCGGCAGUUUCUGCUACACCCGGUGGACGGCAGGAUGCGGUACGAGCGGCGCAGCAAGAAGGAGAGGCGGCGCGACGACGUGCCCUUCCAGACUGCCGCUCUGCAGCUGGGGCAGGUGGCUCUCACUCUCUCACAGACGCAGUACGAGGACGGGAUGCGGUUCAUGGAGGCGGCAGCGCUGUACCGUCGCCGAGUGGACGUGGCUCACCUGCGCCCGCGCCUACCCGUGCGCUCCCACGCCGCCCUCUGGUGGCGCUUUGCUGCGCGCGCCCUGCUGCAGCAGCACCACGCCCUCAGGCCAACGAUGACAUGGAAGGGCAUCAAGGACAGCUGCAACAUGCGGCGCCGCUACGUGGCGGCGUACACCCAGGCGCUGCUGGACGCGUGGGCGUCGGGCGGCCCUGUGAAGCCGGGUGCGGCGGCGGACAGCGCUGAGAUGCGGUCCAUCGAGGCGCACGUCAGCGUGGAGGUCGCCCUGCUCUGGCGCAUGCUGGCGCACUCGCAGGCGGAGCGCAGCCGACCCAAGGCGCAGCGGCAGGCAGUGCAGCCCAAGGCCAAGGGGUGGUUCGCCUCCUGGCGAGGGGCGUCUGUGCCAGCGGAGUCAAGGGGGGACGAGGGGGCGGAGGAGGAGGGGGAGGCGGGGGGGCUGAGUGCGGAGGAGUGGGAGAAGAUAGAGGAGCUGGUGCGCGCGGGGGAGGAGGCGCAGUACGAGCCGGGGCAGGCGGCGGCGGGGGCGGUGCAGAUGGUGGUGCAGGUGGGCAUGGACUGCUUCCGCGCGCGCCUCGUGGACGGGGGGGCGGGCGUGGACGUGGUGUGUGGGUCGUGCCACCACCUGCACGUGGCGCUGCGCCUGUACCCUCUCAUGCUCAAGGCUGACGUCAGCCUGCGCCUUUACGACCUCGCCGUGCCCGAAGGCACCCUCAUUGAGAGUGUGAGCAGGGAGGGCAAGGAGGCGGCACUGACAGCAUCGUUCGUGCAGCACCCCAUCGAAGAGCACCUCGACUGGAUGCUCAUCGCUGCCCUCUCGCCCUGCCACGUCAUGCUGUGGCGGCGCAGCAUAGACCGAGUGCUGCACUUCCUGCGCGCUGGUCAGCAGGCCACACCUGCCGUCGCCCUCGAGACCGCCGCCGCCCUGCAGAGCAAGCUAGAGGACGUGGGGCGGCAGGCUCAGCAGCAGCUGCAGCAGGUGCUGCAGCGACGCACCAGGUUCUCCAUAGACCUGGACGUGGACGCCCCCAAGGUGGCCAUCCCCGCUGACCCCUCGCCCCACGGGGAGCCGCCCACGCAGCUGCUGCUCGACUUCGGCCACUUCACCCUCAAGACCGACCAGGACGACCCAUCGUUGGAGGGCAGUGAGGCCAUGGCGGCGGCAGCGCUGUACACGCGGUUCAAGAUCACGGCCACCGACAUCUCCAUGUCCGUCGCCGAUGGGGCCUUUGACUGGCGGCGAUACCAGCAGCAGCAGCACGGUGGCACGGAUGGGGAGGCGGGUGCAGGGGAGGGCGGAUCAGGGGGGCUGCGUCUGGACUUGCUGCAGAAGUGUGGCCUCUCUGCCGUGCUGCACCAGAUGAUGGUAGAGCACCCCAGCUACCCCACCACGCGCAUUGCCGUGUGGCUGCCGUGCCUCGCCUUCCACUACUCGCCCGCCCGCUACCGCCGCCUCAUGCGCGCCCUCCGUGCGCUCUCCCCCGCGCCGCCUCCUGCUGCUGAAGCCGACGCUGCAGAGGGCGGGGUGGCGGGCGAGGGUGAUGGGGCGGUGGCGGUGCGACCAUGGCAGCAGGCGGACCAGGCGGGCGAUGUGUGCCUGCUGCAGUGGACGCGCAUAGGCAGUGCAGCGGAGUGGGUGCCGUACUGGGCGGCACUGGUGGGGCCCACACUGUAUCUGCUGGACCACCCCGAGGCCACCAAGCCACACAAGCAAAUCAAUCUGAGCAGCGCCAUGGGGGUGCUGGACGUGCCUCCGCAGCACAUAGCGGGCUACCACCACGUCAUUGCCCUCGCUGCCCGGGGCGCUCAACCUGCCAAGGUGGUGCUGUCAGGGCAGGCGGUGGUGCUGCGGCUCAAGUCGGAGGCCCUCAAGGCGCAUUGGGCUGCACGCCUCACAACCGCACUCUACCAUGCCUCUGCGCCUGCCUCCAUGGACCUCCUCACCAACGAUGCCUUCUCCACCGAAGCACCUGAAGAAGCACCUGGUCAGAUGCCGCCCGCCUCACCUGAGCGACAUCUGGCCCCUAGAGAACCUUUGUCCCCGUCUGUGCGUGCGGCACCGGUGGUGGUGGAGGGGGAGGGUAUGGGGGCGGGAUCAGGGGGCGCGCAGGAGAAGCCGUUCCUCUACAUCAUGGGCGCGCUGGACGACCUGCGCCUCGCCAUCAGCUCCGUUCGGCGAGGGGCGGCGUCGUGGGACGAGGAGGAGAGGAUAAUCGAGAUCCGGGCCGCGGGGGGGAAGGUGGAGGUGCAGCAGCGUUCAGCGGACGUGGCGGUGGGGGUGGGUGUGCGCGAGGUGGAGGUGGAGGACUUCUUCCAGGGCGCUGGGGCCCUCGCCCCCACCUGCCGCCUCAUGGCACGCUCCCUGCUCGCCCCCCAUGCCGCUCCCACUGCUGCUGCUGCUGCUGCUCCGCGCAAAGGAGGGGGACACGCGGGCGGGGAGGAGCAGCAGAAGGGGCAGGAUGGGGGGGAGGGGGUGCCUGUCAGUGGCGGGAGCGGCGGUGGUGAGAGUGGUGGUGGAGGGAGUGGCAGGCACGCGGGUGCAGAUGUGGCGCCUGGGGCUGAGCAGGUGGCGCCAGACAUGAGCACACGGGAGACACUGGAGGGUGCUGCUGAGACAGGGGAUGAGGGAAUGAAAGAGGAGGGCACGGAAGGCAAGGAGAGCGAGGAGAGCAAGCAGGGCAAGGAGGAAGAUGAGGACGAGGAGGAUGAGGAUGAGGAUGGCUUUGCAGACGCAGAGGCGGAGUUCCUGCUGUCGCCCACGUCGUCAGGGGCGUCCACGCCACGCCACGGCGCAGCAACGCUUGAGGGCGAUGGAGGCGGGGGGUACAACGGUGCAGCAGAGUUCUUUGACGCGCGUGACUUCGCUCUGGAUGACGGCGACGCGGCCAAUGUGCCCAGCUUUGGCCGCGCGGGGCGGUUGCUGCCCGACAUGGGGUGGCAGCACGCAGAGGCGAGCAAGCGACGUGCGAGGCAGGGGGAGGGCGAGGAGGAGGAAGGGGGGGGAGGCGAGGAGGAGGAGGAGGAGGGGGAUUUUGUGGUGGUGCAGAUUGGCAUGUACCAGCCGUCAUCGCCCAGCUACACUGGUGUUGACACUCAGGGGCAAUCGCUGUAG
Molecule: messenger RNA, 4125 nt
Organism: Closterium sp. NIES-65
Lineage: Eukaryota; Viridiplantae; Streptophyta; Zygnematophyceae; Desmidiales; Closteriaceae
Source: the annotation of a GenBank genome assembly